Molecule: messenger RNA, 2040 nt
Organism: Candida tropicalis MYA-3404
Lineage: Eukaryota; Fungi; Ascomycota; Pichiomycetes; Serinales; Debaryomycetaceae
Product: glycine-rich domain-containing protein
Exons: 1
Coding region: 1-2040 (679 amino acids)
Source: RefSeq, a predicted model, not a curated record
AUGGUGAAACAAUCACAAGGAUUCAUUGACAUCCUAGAAUAUUCAAAAGACACUGAUUUUACUACUCACAGAUAUGUUCAGUCACCUACAGAGCCGAUAGUUAACAUGAAAGUUGUUAACCCUCCAAAGAGUUUACCUACCAAACCCGAGGUGGUUGCACAUUUGAAAUUAUUGAAAGCAUUUGAAGUAUUGAAGAACAAUUUGGUUCCUGGUGGGAAUUCAGAUACCGAAUUUGAUGAAUAUCGUGAGAAACUGUGGCAAUGUAUAGUGACCAUUGCCGUUAGACGGUUAAUUGUAUUCAUAUCAGCCUUGAAGCUAAAUGGUGCGGCAAAUUACCCUAUCCUGCCGAAUGAAAGAAAUACAUUCAAAAAUGCCAAUGAAAAGAACACCGAAUUUAUCAAUUUAAUGGACAAAAUUAUGCCACCAUUAGACGUAAUUAUGGUUUGGCAUGCUUUCUUGCUCAAUCCAAAAUGUUUUUAUGACACAUGUAUGAGAAAUAAUAUUCUUCAUUUUGCAAAUUAUCCAUUCCCGUUACAAAGGGUAAGUCAAUUCAUCGACAAUGAAACAUUUGAGUUUAAUGUUCCAGAAGAGAAGCAACAAAACUAUUUGGAUUUGAUUGAUAUUAUAGAAGAGAAAGAUAAUCAUCCCUUUAACUACCAGUUUUCACCUCAAACGCAUAGUGUUAAGUUAUUUUGUCCAAUAUGCCAAACGGCAUUAACUGGAUCGGUAUCAAUAACCAAUAAUAAGAACCAAGGAUUUGCAGAUCCCAAUUUCCAAUCAAGAAAUAUGAACUAUUCUCUUUACAGAUCUUCAAAUAUCCAAAAUGCAGCUCCAAAGAGUCCAUGUCGUUGUCAAGGUGCCCAAUACUUGAACCAUAACGAAAUAAGAUUUCUUAAUUUGUAUCACGAUGUUGCUGAUAAUGCCAUUUUACAGGGGGUGUAUAAACAUUUUUCUAGUGUUUUGUGUGAUCCUCGUUAUGAAGGAAGAAGACAAGAUGUGAUUCAGCAAGAUAUUCGUAAUGCGGUGUUGAACACUAUGUUUACCAGUGACCUUACUGCUUUUAUCUCAAGUAUUAAGAACAGGAAUUUUCAAGAGCAGAGAAGAAGACGAAUGAUCUUAAGAGAAUAUUUACAGCAUAACUAUGUUAGCCUGACCGUUCAAUAUGGAAUACAGGUUGGCGAAGACUUGGUUGGUUGUGUCUUAAGGCAAGAACGAUUUGUCCAGAAGAUCAACAAUUUAGAUUGGUUACAUUCGCCAUUGAUUUAUGACACUUUGAACGAAUCAAUAACACGUUAUCACAGAUUCUUUACAAUGUUGACUGAGGAAAGAAAUCGACGAGCAAUGUUGGUACCGUGUCUUGAUAUUGAUUUAAUAUGGCAUACCCACCAGUUGUCUAUGUAUGGAUAUUUCCGUGAUUGUAAGUCGUCCCCAUGUCAUUCGGUAAUUGAUCAUGAUGAUAAAAUUGAUGAAUCAAGAUUAGAUGAAGCUUUUAGUCACACUAGUAAGAUAUACAAGAUGCGUUAUAAAGAGAACUAUUCAGUUUGCUAUUGCUUGUACUGUACAAAUGACCGGGCUGCAAAUAAAAAGCAAUUUAUGGGUGGUAUUUUUAACACAAAGAGAAUUAUCGCUAAAAGAGAGAUGGCAAUGAGACGUAAUCCACUUUUUACACCAGAUGAAGGGUUGACACAUAUUAGUACUCAUAACUCAAUCAAGCUACCAACAUCUGAAGCCAAAAGAAAACGUAAGAAUAGUGACAUCGAUUGGAGCUACAACUAUCCAACGGUAAAUUACGCUGUCGCACCGUAUAGUCCAGUACUGGAAUCGCUGUGUGGUUUAUAUGGAAAUGGUACCUGUACUUCUGCACGUACAAACUGUGCCAGUUCCAAUGGGCUUUGCUCAGGUUUUGCUUCUUGUUCUGGUGGAGGUGGCUCAACUUGUGUAACUUCUACUAGUUCUGCAUGGGGCGGGAGUAGUAGCAGCAGUGGAGGAGGCUGUGGUAGUAGUAGUGGUGGUUGCGGAGGAGGAUGUGGUGGAUCUUAA